This is a messenger RNA of Sphaerodactylus townsendi, 3956 nucleotides long. It is a transcript of the gene SLC35E3, whose product is annotated as solute carrier family 35 member E3. Gene Ontology annotation, molecular function: nucleotide-sugar transmembrane transporter activity; antiporter activity. Lineage: Eukaryota; Metazoa; Chordata; Lepidosauria; Squamata; Sphaerodactylidae. Bases 137 to 1066 code for a protein of 309 amino acids. The record is from RefSeq and is a predicted model, not a curated record. The transcript has 5 exons. Gene Ontology annotation, cellular component: Golgi apparatus.
CGUAGCUCAGCCGUAGGUGGGCGGCACCCAGGCAGCCCUGGAGGCUGGUAGCGUCUCUGGCGCCGCCGCCGCCUGCCCAGGCUGGGUGGCUCCUGAGCCGGUGGCGGACGAAGAGCUGGGCAGGGGGGGCAGCGCCAUGGGGUGGGUGCCCCAGCGGGGCCGCCUGGCGGCGGGGCUGCUGGCGAACCUGGCCUCGUCCAUCUGCAUCGUCUUCCUGAACAAGUGGCUGUAUGUGUGGCUGGGCUUCCCCAACCUGACGCUGACGCUGGUGCACUUCGCCGUCACCUGGCUGGGGCUGUACGUGUGCCAGGCUCUGAACAUCUUCGCGCCCAAGAGCCUGCGCCCCCGCCAGGUGCUGCCCUUGGCGCUCAGCUUCUGCGGCUUCGUCGUCUUCACCAACCUGUCCCUGCAGAACAACACCAUCGGCACCUACCAGCUGGCCAAGGCCAUGACCACGCCGGUCAUCGUGCUCAUCCAGAGCUGGGCGUACGGCAAGACUUUCCCCAGCCGCAUCAAGCUCACUCUGAUUCCUAUAACCUUAGGUGUUUUCCUAAAUUCGUAUUAUGAUGUAAAAUUUAACUUUCUUGGAAUAGUAUUUGCUUCAGUUGGAGUUCUAGUUACUUCUCUUUAUCAAGUGUGGGUAGGAGCAAAACAACAUGAGCUGCAAGUAAACUCUAUGCAGCUGCUGUAUUAUCAAGCACCAAUGUCCUGCAGCAUGUUGUUUUGUGUUGUACCUUUCUUUGAGCCAGUGUUUGGAGAAGGAGGAAUUUUUGGACCAUGGACACUUUCUGCUGUGUUUAUGGUGUUGCUGUCUGGAAUUAUAGCCUUUAUGGUGAACUUGUCUAUUUACUGGAUCAUUGGAAAUACUUCACCAGUCACGUACAAUAUGUUUGGACACUUCAAAUUCUGCAUUACCCUCCUGGGAGGAUACCUCUUAUUUAAGGACCCUUUGUCCAUCAAUCAAGGUCUUGGGAUUGUGUGCACAUUGUUGGGCAUUCUAGCUUACACCCACUUUAAACUCAGUGAGCAAGAUGGGAAUAAGAGCAGAUUGGUUCAGCGUCCGUAGAUCAAGGACCAGUUUGGAAAUAAUUGUUUGGAACAUGCACUGAUUUUAAAACAAGCAAAAUAGCUGCAUUAGACAAUAGCUGCCUCCUAUUAUUGAGAGAAUUGUAGUUUUUUUUGGGGGGGGGAUCAGGCAUCAUAUAAAACUUGUAACAAGAAAAGGGCACCACGCAUAAAAACCGUGUGCACACUGGCAACAAUAACAAUGUCAAUAUUAUUUCUACUAAUCAGUUGUACAGUGUAUAGAGUUGUUUACUACACCGUCACAGAACCGUAUAUUUAUACGUACAUAUUUUAUAAACUGUACAAUUGAUUAAUAGAAAUAAUAUGUACAUUGUUGUUAUUGCCAGUGUGUACACGGUUUUUAUGUGUUUGUGAUUACAUAAAACUCAGCUUUUGUAAUCAUGAUCCAUGGUUUGUUUUUUAUUUACAUGUAAAUGAUUUGUGUAACAGACUAUUGUUCAUGUUGAAUUUACAGUGGCAGUUCUUAAAAAACUCUCUUGUUUAUACCAAAUGAAGUUACUAGGACAGAUGGGAGAUUAAAUGCCAAAGGAAUUCAUUUUUUCCUUCUAAUCAUGUCAAUGUUACAUCUGUUAGAAAGUUUAGAGAAGAGUAUAUAUGCUGAUAUUGUGAAGUCAAAUGAACAUUGUUUCUUCCUGUCCUGAUAGCGAAAUCAAUUUUUAUGUUUUUUUGAAAGGAUUAGUGAAUGUAAUUUUGUUUCUAACAUACAUGGGUACUUUUAACUUUUCCAUUUUGAAGAUCCAGUAGAAGCAAUAAUUCUGGAUAUUUGGAGUCUGCUUACUAGUAAUUAAACCAAAUUCCAGUAUUCCAUUGUUAAGAUAUUAAGUGUCUAAUCCUUUAUAGCAUGAUUGGCUGGGCAUUCCUGUCAUCUGGAAUGGCAUUCCUGUCAUCUGGAAUUUUUUAGCUCAAUAUUGGCUUACAUAAGAGGGCAAAGCCCACUAUCUUGGGCAAGUGCAGAGGUAGUGCUUCUGGCUCCUUAAAAAAAUUAUUAAUAUCAUCUUACUUUGUGUGGAACUUCCCCUUGACCUUAGCCCUGUUUAAGUGUUGGAUCUGUGGUGCUUAAUAUUCAACAGGGUUUGCUGUUAAUCAGGAUUUUAAAAGGGAUUUUUCAGUCUUUUGUAUCAGAUUCUGGUUAAACGUGAACUUUUCCUGUUAGCAUAACUCAACUAUGGCUAACCUGGCUGAUUGGCAGAUCUGCAUUUGAAUGUAGAAUAGCUGGGGAGGGGAAGGAAGUAUGUGUUCCUACAGUCUACACCUUAUCAUCAGUAAAGUAUUAGAACAGUUGCUAUGCACCUAGGCCUUGUAAUUUAAGUGCAGAAGCUUGAAUCAGAAGGUGGGAUAUCUAAUAAGAUGAAGUACUAUGCCUUAAAUUGGCCGCAGCCACAUGUUUAAAAUGGAGCCUUUUAUAAUAAAACUAACUCUGAAGAAUAGCUUUUUCCUCAGACAUUUCAAAGUUCAUUUGACAUUCAAACCUAAAGAACAAUUAUAUUAAAUUUUCAUUGGGAUUUUUAAUAACUUAUGUGUUUAAAAAGAGCGAUAACUUGGUGUACUUGCCUGUAUUGAAGAAGAUUGUAUUGAUUCCUGCCGUUUUAAAAGGAAGCAGGAUAUGAGCCGGAACAAAUGACUGAAUUCUACAGCAUCCUAUUAUGAGUGACCAGAUGAUUAUGAUAUCACAUAAGGUAUCCUUUUGCAAAACAAACAAACAAAAAGAUCAUGUUCCAAGUGACAUGAUGUUUCAGUGCUGAUAGUACAGUAUUGAAAAUGUAAUCUUGCAAAAGUGCAACAUGGCCUGUUUUCAGGUUGUUGACUGUUUAAUUGUCAAGUGUUUUGUUUGUAUUUAGGGCAUAAUUUCUGAAGUAAUGUAUACCAUUUUGGAUAGAACUUUUCAGUAUUAUGAUAGACAAACCAUUUCAUACCAAAACAAACAAAAUGAUUUUUAAAAAUUCAUUCUCAUGAACCUGUAAUUAGCAUUAGUAAUAGGCUGCAGAGUAUGAUCUUCAAGUGCAAAAAUGGUUUAAUGUAUGCACUGAUACAUAAUUUGCACUUAGUUUGUGCUGUGCACAGGCUUUUCUGAAAUGUACGUACACUGUGAAGAUCUGUUUGGUCAAAAACAGGUACCUACCCAAGGACACAAAAUAGCCUCUAGCCACAGUGUGGUUUAAAGAGCUAUAAUAUUAUUGCUAGUCAAUCCUGUCUCCACAGAUGUAAUAAAAAUGGUAACUAUACCAAUAGUCUUUUCUCCAGUGUAAUCAUAUGUGUCUGUGUUCCCCAAAAAAUGUUUUCAGAAACAGGAACGAUUUGUACUUCUUCAUCUCAUUACACUAUAUCAUUGUUUGCAAUUGUAAGAUGGCAUUACUGUAAAUACAGUGUAGAAUAAGAAUGUACAGGGUACAAAAUGGCUGGUCUGGAGUUUGUAUCUGGUGGCAAAAAUGAAAAUGAAAUGCACAAACUAUUUAACAGUAUGCUAAAAAUAUAUGCAGACAGAAUGGAGAUGGGUUUUUUUCCCCCUUGUGGAAAGCCUUUUUUGUGUUUGCUUACUGUGAAUAAACUGUUUCCAAUGCCUUUCCUAUAACUUUUGUCUCUGAGGCAUCACAGUUAUUUAUAUCACUGGUAAGAUGAAAAAUGUUUCAGUUCGAAAAGGUAUAAAGGUGCUGCUACUUUAUUCUUCCAUUUAAGAAUGUGUUAAUGUUUGGAAGACAUUUCAGAACAAGAUGAAUGCUGCGUGCCGUUCCAUACUUCUAUAACUGGCCUUCAGCUGUAUAGUGGAUAUUUAAUGCUGUAAUUCAGACCUCUGUUUGCAGGGGGUAACACUUGUCAAAUUACUUUGCUGGAUCAGAAAAGGCCAUUUUAUUCAGUAAACUGGUUGUACUACU